GCUGCCGCCUCUCUCUCUCUCUGUCUCUCUCUCUCUGCACACCAUUGCACCGCUAGACAGACAGACACACAGACUAGUGUACACGCUCUAGACAGACAGAUGCAAUACUUGUUUGUAUUAACGGAUUGCCUGUGCUCCUUGCUGUGAGUGAGAACAAACUCUCCUUUCUUCUGGCAGACGGACAAGUAAUUAACUGUACACACACUACACAGCGGCCUUCUCCCCCCACAAACACACAAAUAAAGACUCUCACUCUAAGGCACGCCAACAACAAUCCCCCCGAGACAAAACCACCCCCACCCCCCACCCCAAUGGGAUGGCACCCCUCCCUCGCCCAUCCCAUGUGUCUGCCCAUCUCCAUCCAUGCGUCUGUCUGUCUGUCUGUAUCGUCAUUCAUUCAUUCAGGGCAUGCCCUGGAAGUUUUCACCUCUCUCGAAGAGGUCACUGUCCGGGCCCUCCCCCCUCCCAUGGCUUUGCCCCUGCCCACCCUCCCCCUGCUGCAUCAUUGUGUCGAGCCGCUCCUUCAGACGCCGCCGUAUCGCACACACAGCCGACAGCUGACCUCGGCCCAUCGACACAUUGCCGGGGAUCGAGACGUCCUGCUUGUUGCUCGGUGAGGGGAUGAGCGGCACGAUCAGGGCGCCCCCGACGGUGCCGCUGCCCGUCAUGGACACGCCCACCCGCGGCGGCUCGAAGAGCACCUCAAACUCAGUGUUGGAGCGAAACCGCCGCCUGAAGUAAAAAGCGCAGCCGUCAUCUGCACACACGAAUCCAUGCAGCCAGCCGGCAGCCAAGGGGUCCGUGGACACAUGUAUGUAUGUGUCGCUUGACAUGAUGUAAUGUGAGGUUUUGUUGCUGAGACUUGACUUACCGCACUCUGAUUGGAACCAGUAGAAGGGCAGGUCUGGCCAGGGGCCGUCGAUGGUCAAGGUGGGCGACCUGUGCACACACACAGACACGGAUGCACAUGAAUGUGCGUCCAUGUGUUGCUGCAUGUAAUGGCACCAGGCGUCCCUCCCCUCUCACCUGAGCAAGGCUUUGUGCCGGACCACUCUGGGGUCAUUCGUCACCGGCUCGAUGUCCAAGGUGGUGAAGCUACC
Messenger RNA from Vitrella brassicaformis, 1100 nucleotides. NCBI's taxonomy places the organism in Eukaryota, Vitrellaceae. The record is from the annotation of a GenBank genome assembly.